CAACGUACACUUUGAAUCACGGCACUAGGACCAUGAGGCGUCUGUUUGCCCCGGUAUUUUUAUUGUGUAAGUCAUGGAUUGUGGAGUUGAACGGCGUGAGUUUCUGACUGUAAGGUCAUAUACAGCAACCGCAUAUGAUGAGAUGUUUUAGGAGCGCUAACAUCACCAUAAUCCAUCAUCUGAGGGGAUAAUUAUUCAAGGACGCACACGAAAGACUAAAAGGAUCCCAGUAACGUUGGAAACAGAUAUUCUUUGUGUGGAUCCAUCAUCAUCAUCAUCAUGGUGGAGAUGAAGAGUUACUGUGAAGCCGGAGUCUCCAUGCAGCAGGUCUGGGUGGAGGGCGGUCUGACCCUCUGCUUCUACUUCACCCUGGUGCCGUCCAUCCUCCUCACCCUCUCCUUCCUCUUCGGCACGUUCCUGUGUAUAUGCUACGGCCGCUAUGGCACAGACAUGGAGCCCAAGUUCAUCCCUCGCUCCCGACUCUACCGGCUCCAAGUGGGCCUGUCGGUGUUGCUCGCCUUGCUGGCUCUGGGCUGGAUGGUGUUUCGGAUCGCUCGGAGCGGAGAGCUGCCGGGAUACGUGAUUCUGUACGGCUGUCUCUCCAUGCUGGGCUGGCUUUGGGCUGUGGCUCUGCUGCGUCUGGAGAGAAAGAGGGUUCUGGUGCGGGACAGAACCAGAGGACACAGUACGGUACUAUUGCUGUACUGGGCCGUGGCUUUUGCGGCAGAAAACCUGGCGUUUGUGUCGUGGAUGAGCCCUCAGUGGUGGUGGACUCUGGAGACAUUCGAUCAACAGAUAGAGUUUGCUUUCUGGCUGGUGCGGUACUUCAGCUCAGGUUUGCUGUUCCUGUUAGGCCUCAAAGCUCCAGGAUUGCCUAGCCGACCGUACAUGCUUCUGGUCAAUGAAGAUGAGCGAGAUGUUGAGCAUGGAGCACCUCUCUUGGGUAAUUCUGAAGAGAAUCAGUCCACGUGGAAAGACUUUAGGCAGAAGGUGCGUCUGUUGGUGCCGUACAUGUGGCCUAAAGGCAAUGUCGUGCUUCAGCUGCUGGUUCUGCUGUGUCUCGGGCUGCUGGGAGUGGAACGUGUCAUCAAUGUGUUUGUGCCCAUCUACUACAAGAACAUAGUGAACCAGCUGACAGAUGGGAGCUCUUGGAAGACUCUGGCGACUACAGUGUGUCUUUACGGGCUCCUGAAGUUCCUGCAGGGUGGUGGAGCUGGUGCGUCUGGGUUCGUGAGUAACAUGCGUUCGUUCCUGUGGAUUCGAGUGCAGCAGUACACUAACCGUGUGGUCCAGGUGCGUCUCUUUGCUCACCUGCACUCUCUGUCUCUGCGCUGGCACCUGGGCCGCCGCACCGGAGACGUCCUGAGAAGCAUCGACAGAGGAACCUCCUCCAUCAACAGCCUGCUGAGCUAUAUCGUGUUCAGCAUCUUGCCCACCAUCGCUGACAUUGUCAUCGCCAUUAUCUAUUUUAUAUCCAAUUUCAAUGCCUGGUUUGGCCUCAUAGUCUUCGUUUGUAUGGCCCUCUACCUCACUCUCACCAUCGUUAUCACUGAAUGGAGAACCAAAUACAGACGAGAUAUGAACACACAAGAUAACAAUGCCAAAUCGAAAGCUGUGGACUCUUUAUUGAACUUUGAGACGGUGAAAUAUUACAAUGCAGAGAGUUAUGAAGCAAAUCGCUUUGAGGAUGCCAUCCUGAAAUAUCAGGUAUCGGAAUGGAAGACCAACGCGUCCCUGGCGUUUUUAAAUCAAACGCAGAACCUCAUCAUCGGUUUGGGUCUGCUGACCGGAUCGCUGCUCUGUGCAUACUUCGUGACAGAGGGGAAGUUUCAGGUCGGAGAUUAUGUGCUGUUUGGAACAUACAUCAUCCAGCUCUACACUCCUCUCAACUGGUUUGGAACAUACUACAGAAUGAUCCAGAGCUCCUUCAUCGAUAUGGAAAGCAUGUUCAAGCUCUUCACUGAGGAGGAGGAAGUGAAGGAUGAUGUCAAUGCAGGAAACCUCAACUUCAGGCAGGGAAAAGUAGAAUUUGAGAAUGUCUUCUUCAGCUACACGCAAGGCAAAGAAAUUCUAAAAGAUGUCUCUUUUACUGUACUUCCCGGACAGACGGUCGCACUUGUUGGACAGUCUGGAUCAGGAAAGAGCACCAUCAUCCGUCUGCUUUUCCGUUUUUAUGACGUACAGGGCGGGUGUAUAAAAAUAGACGGUCAAGACAUCUCAAAGGUGAAGCAGACCUCUCUGCGCGCUCACAUUGGUGUCGUCCCUCAGGACACUGUCCUGUUUAAUGACAAUAUUCGGGACAACAUCCGUUACGGUCGAGUUGCUGCUACUGACCAAGAGGUGGAGGAGGCUGCGAUUGCCGCUGACAUCCAUGACAAAAUCGUAACUUUCCCAGACGGCUAUGACACUCAGGUGGGUGAGAGGGGGCUGAAGUUGAGUGGAGGAGAGAAGCAGAGAGUCGCCAUCGCUCGCACCAUCCUCAAAGCUCCACAAAUCAUCCUUCUUGAUGAGGCCACGUCUGCUCUAGACACACAGACUGAGCGAAAUAUUCAGGCAUCGCUGGCUAAAAUCUGCACCAACAGAACCUCCAUUGUGGUGGCACACAGAUUGUCGACUGUCAUUGGAGCUGACGUGAUUCUUGUACUUCUUGAUGGGCAGAUUGUGGAGAGAGGAAGGCACGAGGAGCUGUUGGCGAAGGGAGGGCUGUACUCUGACAUGUGGCAGAAACAGCAGCAGGUUCAGGAUUCAGACUCGGCCUCUGACAGCGAGACUAAAGACAGGAAAUCAGAGAAACUACAGCCACAAACAUCCACUACAGGACACAAGGGACACUAGAUACAUGAUGGGACAUAAAACCUGGUUUUGUGUGCACUUUAAGCUCGCCCAAUGCUGUUUUGGCAUAUUAGAAUGAUUAUUUAAUAUUUUAUGUUUUUGGUAGUUCUUAAAAGGAUUAUUGCUGACCUUAAAGUUUUUUUGAAUUUUUUUUUUUUAUAUAUAUUUCUUUGCAUUCACUUGUUUCCGCCACUGAAUAAAAAAUAAAAAUAGUAAUUGUGACUUUUUAUCUCGCAAUUCUGUCUUUUUUUUUCUUCUCGCAAUUGAUAUAAACUCGCAAUUGCGAGUUAUAAAGUCAGAAUUGCGUGAUAUAAAGUUGCAAUUCUGAGAAAAAGUCAGUCUUUUUUCCCUCAGAAUUGGACUUUAUAACCAUAGACUGUAUAAAACAUGGACGUAGUGUCCGUGGCGUCACCCGUAGGUUUCUGAAGAGCAUUUUUGAAGCCCAAAGUGGGCGGAGCCGACCGUCGCCAUCUUGGCAGCGCGUCACAGUGCAUCACUCCCAGAUAACCGAAAAUGGGCAAAGAGGUGGGACAUGGGUGGAGCUGAGGUGCCUGGUUGCUGAAACCACACCCGCCUAGCGCGACGUGAUCAAGUUAGCUCAGGCUAAGGAGCUAUCUCUAUCUAUCUUAGAUAUUAUCUAAAAUAUUAAUAAAGAUAACAAAUUAUACUUAAUUUGAAAGUUUUAAGGGGUUUACUACUUUAAGGAUCAAUCUACGGUGUCUCUUUUACGAUAUAGAUGCUCCAGCAACAGCAAUAUUGCAAAAUCAAAACGGUAUUUCAUACCUUUGUAAUGAAAUAGCGAUUGCGAGAUAAAUCCAAUCCGUCGCACUUUGGUAAAAUGUCCAUGAUAAGCGUCCAUUGAAAAACAGACAACAGCACUUUUUGUCCACAAAUGAAAUAUUGAUAUAUUGCCCAUUGUUUGCGUCAUAUUUCUUCAGAACGUUCUGCUCUCUGUCAUUAUUCUUUAAGAAAUUAUGCAAUCUGAGCACCGUUUAUGUUGUAAAACUGAACUAGACUCUCACAAACAAAUUAGGCAGCAUUCAAAGUAAAUUUUGGUAAAUUUUUGGUAAAAUUUGGUAAAAUUUCAAAAUAGUGUAGCAGUUUCAGUUAUAAUAUCCAAGCAGUGCUGUCGGAUUUUGUGGUGUCUUGAGAGGCCUAUUCUCUAGCCAUUAUCAUUGUAGUAAAUCUGACAGACAAAACUUUUAGUCAGUGCCCAAACCACUUUUUGUACCAGGCUGUAAACAUAUUUAUUUCUGCUGUAAAGUUGGGCAUUUUAACAUGGGGGAGAUACAGAUUUGACUCCCUUUUGGAGCCUGUCUCUAGCGGCCAGUCGAUGAAUUGCACUUUGAGUCACUUCCAUGUUGGUUUCAAGAGAGACUGCGGGAGGUUGCCGCUUGUUUAUAACUCGCAAUUGCGAGUUUAUAUCUCCCAAUUCUGAGAAAAGAAGUCAGAAUUGUGAGAUAUAAACUCGCAAUUGCAAGGAAGAAAAGUCAGAAUUGCGAGGAAAAAGUCAGAAUUCUGAAACUCACAAUUGUGACAUAUCACGCAAUUUCCCUCACAAUUGCACUUUAUAUCACAAUUCUGAGAAAAAAGUAAAAAUUGCGAGAUAUAAACUCGCAAUUGUGAGAGAAAAAAAAUAAGAUCUUUUAUUUAUUCCUUUUAUUUAUUUAUUUUUUUUAUUGCGUGGCGGAAACAAGCUUCCAUGCUUUCCACUCAUUUCCUUCGAAGUGCAUUUAUAAUGCUAAAUACUAUCACCAUUAAUGAGAGAAGACUGACAGCUAUUUUACAUUGUAUAAAUCCCUCCACAUCUACAACUUUAGGCAAUACAUUGCGGAGACGUUAUUAUGAUGAAUGUACUUUCUGUUAUUUAAGUGAAUUUCUGUGGUUGCAUUGAUUCUAUGAUGCUUCCGAUUUGCUGUUCUUUGCAAUAGGAAAACUGCUUGUAAUUGUGAAUAUGAUCGUAUACUUUGAGGCUUUAUUUAAUUAGAAAAGGGAUAAUUAUAUUUCUGGUGCCAUUGUAUAUCAGUACAUACUAAUGCUGAUAUUUGAAUUUCUGUACAGACUAAGAUUAAAUUUGAAUUUAGGAGUAUGUUAUAAGCAGAGGGGAAAAUCUAUAUCGUCAGUCAAUUUUAAUGUUAAUUUCUGACAUUAUGUGCAUAUUCAUCUGACUUUUUUACGUUCUUUAUGAUCGUUUGUGUGCUUAAAGAUUGUAUUUUCUCAUGCUGUGUGUGCGUGUGGAGUGGUACUUGUUGCUUAGAUGCAAUAUAUUGCUGUACUGUACAACUUCAGUUCAUCAAAGGGACAAAGGAGACCACUCACUUUAUAGCACUGACACUAAACUCAGGGGACAAGGUUGAAAUGAGCCAUUGGGAUGUUUUUUUUUUAGUCAUUGAAAAAGAAAAAUGGGGGGAAAAAAAAAAAAAAAAUCUACUACAUUUUUUAAUGGAGAUACAGACUGACAGAAUUUGCCUUGGAUAAAGUAAUUCAGUUGUGACCGAAUGGCUAAAGUCUGUGAAAAAAAAAUUGUGUAUUUUAUUGUACAAUAAAGCUAGAGACAUGCAUAUAUUUA
Molecule: messenger RNA, 5401 nt
Organism: Ctenopharyngodon idella (grass carp)
Lineage: Eukaryota; Metazoa; Chordata; Actinopteri; Cypriniformes; Xenocyprididae
Gene: abcb6a
Product: ATP-binding cassette, sub-family B (MDR/TAP), member 6a
Exons: 20
Coding region: 280-2835 (851 amino acids)
Biological process (GO): transmembrane transport; heme transport
Cellular component (GO): membrane
Molecular function (GO): heme binding; ATP binding; ATP hydrolysis activity
Source: RefSeq, a predicted model, not a curated record